UGUAAUGUUUACUUCCUGUUUGGGUCUACUUGUUCCUGUGGGCUACAUCUGGCAGCUAGCAAGAGCAACUCUCCUCCCUGCUAUUUAGAAACAAGUUAGUUUACCUGUCUGUUUAAGUUAAACUGUUCAGACGACUAGUUCAUUUUGAUGAAGCGAAUUAAAUGUCUUUGCUCGCUGUUCCGUUCAAUAUAAACGGUAACGCUAUAUUAAAAGUAGCCACCAGGCUACCGUUAGCUUAGUUGCAAAAAGCCAAAUACCAUUAACGACACCAAUUGUGGAAUAUCUACUUUUUCUGGGUUCAUAUUUGGCAAAUUUUCUGUCAUGCUUACUUCCGUUCUACCUGUAGAUAUAACUGUAAUGGUUUUAUGAACACAUUUAGUGUUUGGCCGUGCUUAUUCCCACUUCUAAGCUAGCUAGCUUGCUAGGUUUACUUUUCGUACAGUAUCGACAGGCAACAAUGAACAUCCUCCCGAAGAAGAGCUGGCAUGUUCGAAACAAGGAUAAUGUCGCUCGCGUGCGGAAGGACGAGGCCCAGGCAGCGGAGGAGGAACGCGAGGCCAAGCGUCGCGUGGAGCGUGCUGAGCAAGAGGCUCGUACAGAAUAUCUGAGAAGCAAAUCCCGAGCGGCUCUCUCGUCAGUGGAAGAGCAGAAGGCCGAUGAACACGAUGAUGUACGAAGUGGAGGAAGUGGAAUCCUGGAGCAUCUUAAUCUUUUCCCCUUGGAGGAUUCGUCAGAGAAGAAGGGGAAUGAGGAGUAUCUCAAAGAUAAGAAAGAUGAACAGGAGAAGCAGGAACGCGCCAUUGGCUUGCUGGUGUCUCUGGGACCCCAACCAGGGACUGAGGUCACUCCAUGGUACAUGAAAACCGGAAAAGAAAAAGAAGAAGUAAAAGAAAAAGAAGAGAAGAGAGAAAAAGAAAAGAAAAAGGGACUGAGUGAAGAGGAAAAAGAAAAGAGAGAUCUCAGAUUGAAAGACAGUUUAGAUCCACUGAAAGACAUGAAGAAAGCACUGGCUGUAAAGGACAGAAAAUACAACUACGGCAAGAAAAAGGAAAGGAGAGACAAAGGGGAAAGGAGGAGCAGUGGAGAGAGCUCCAUAGAAAGGUUACGUGCUGAGCGUUUACAGCGGGAGGCUGAAGAAAGGAGGAGAACCCAGGCGCUGCUCGACCAGAGGAACGGCAAAAGGAAGGAGCCCGGGAGGGAGACGAUGGAGAGAGAGAUGCCGUACAACAGUGCAUACUUCCCUGAACUUGCCCGAAAGCGUCAAAGGCGAGAUCGAGAUAGCUGGAGAGAUGAAAUAUUAAAAUCAUGAACUAUGUCUAAGGAGUGUGAACUGUGAUGAAUGGUUAGUGGAGUAUUGUGACCAGUUUGUUUUUCCAAAUGAUGAAAACAGAAACAGAAGUUCACCUAAAAUAAUUCUUCAUCCCCAGAAUGAUAAUUAGUAUAUCUAUAACUCACUCUUUGGGACCUUGAAUUCUUAAAGAAAACCAUUUUUUUAACAUGCCUCCACAGUGAAUAAGAACUUGUGAAAACAGAGAAUGGUCUGGAUGAUUUGAAGUAAAUGGCGGUCGAGGUAAACGAUAGCCAAACAUACUUGUCAAAAACUCAAACAACACUCAUACUCUACUUCACAAACGCGUACAAUUUCACUUACACCUAACUAGUUAAGAUUUUUACACCUAAACGGUAUCAUCCUUGCACAUUGUUUUUAGUGAAAAUGCAAUAUUGUUAGACACAGCCCUCAUUUAUAUCGAGUCAUUAAGAAUUGUCACUGUAUUUGGAUUCUUUGUUCCUUGUGGAGGCGUGCAAAAAAAGGUUCACCCAUUCAUGGUAACAGAGUAAGUCAUUGAUAUACUAAGUGUACCUUUUUAAAACACAAACCUUGUAAUGUUAUUGUCAGAAAGCUAACAAAGUGGCCAUUUCGAAGACUUUUUAUUUAUUAUUGUUCACCCAGAAAAUCAGAGGUCAGGUUCAGUUACAUUUACCUUUCUCCCCUGCAGCGUUUCACUCAUGAUCACGACAGCAGGGCAGAUGGUUGUCAUCACAGGGGGCUUAUGGCACAGCUCUUGGCAAAGAAAACACAGUGGACAACCGUUAAAAAGAUUCAAACUCUUGCUAACAUUAAAGAUGUUGUAAGAUAUUCCAAAAUCAGCACUGAAUUAACUGGUCUAGUGGUGAAUGAAAGAAACUGUAACCAGAAGAGCUGAAACAAUUAGUCCAGUAAUCAUUUGGUGAAGAAAAUCUCUCUUAAGCUAAAUGAACGUACACUGUAUUACUUCAUGCACAAUGUAUAGGGUUUUGGACUGUUGGUCAAAUAAAGCAAAACAUUUCAAGAUGUCA
This is a messenger RNA of Eleginops maclovinus (Patagonian blennie), 2337 nucleotides long. It is a transcript of the gene leng1, whose product is annotated as leukocyte receptor cluster (LRC) member 1. The coding region runs from base 458 to 1309 and encodes 283 amino acids. NCBI's taxonomy places the organism in Eukaryota, Metazoa, Chordata, Actinopteri, Perciformes, Eleginopidae. The transcript is spliced from 4 exons. The record is from RefSeq and is a predicted model, not a curated record.